Molecule: messenger RNA, 1211 nt
Organism: Pseudomassariella vexata
Lineage: Eukaryota; Fungi; Ascomycota; Sordariomycetes; Amphisphaeriales; Pseudomassariaceae
Exons: 2
Coding region: 368-1162 (264 amino acids)
Source: RefSeq, a predicted model, not a curated record
CUCAACAUCACAUCCAGCUCUAAUAUACGCAUUCUUCUUGGGUUUGGUGAUAGUUUGUCUUUCUGCGCAUGGUAAUUGAGAAUAUGGAGGUUUCCUUUGCCACAAUGAAAUCAUGUUCCUGCCUGUGCCCCCCCUAGCUACAAGUCCAGCAAAUCCCAGCUUCUAUGAUAACAUGAAAAUGGUUGUCCAACAGAAACAGCAAAGCGCCACCGCUAGAUGCACGCGAACCAACCCGUUGGGUCUCGCAGCAUCACGUCUUCGCCCUGGAUCUUCACCCUCAAUCUCCAACGAAAUGCCGUCGCCGACCACCACUCUCUCUAUCCCCGUCAUGGUCCAGGCUGAUACCCCCGGGUAAUACUCCAUCACCAUGCCACCCAGCGGCGCGCAAUUCGCCUCCAUCGACGAGCUGGUCCUCAUGCUGGCCGAGCAUACCGACCCAGAGACCCUGUUCACCCUGACCCUGGCCAACCGGCGCUUCUACUCCAUCUUCCAUAUUUUGUACCUGCGGUCCCGGCUGGACUGGACGUACAUGUGCCACACCAUCAGCAACUCGUCCACAGCCCUCUCAUUCGAGUCACGACAGGGGACUAGCCAGUCAACCGAGGUGCAAUUCCAACACAUGCUAACCAUAGGCCAUCAAGUCCUGUCUCUCUCAUUGACCAAUUGCUUCAUGGACAAACACAGCCUAGCCGUCCUAGGCCACCUCCUCCCCAACCUGACAUCCCUCACCAUUCGCUCGCGCAGCAACAGCACUACGCACAAGUACUCCGACCUGGCCGUAUACGCCCUAGGCCACAUGACCAACCUGUCCUGCAUCAAAAUCUACGCCUGGCCCGGCAGCUUCGACCUGCUGUCCUACCUGUACAAGUACGCCCAGGCCAUCACGGACAAGUACGAGGCCAUGAGAGGCGCCCGCGGAGGCCGCGAGCUCGCUGUGACGAUAUGUUGCGUCAAUCCCGCCUUGGUUGUUGGCGACCCCUUGGCUCAGACCCCGCGCAGUUGCGAUAUAUGCGACCCGGGCCUGGAUCUUUCCGGAGCGGCGCCCGUGGGGAAAUAUCUCCCCACUCCGGUGUCUUACCUGCCGAGGAAUGUUCGCAACUUGCAUAUUGCCAAUCGGGUGUGUCAUUGGGACUGGACUUUGGGUCGGUCGGAAAUGGAGUGAUCUGCAUUAUUGGAGAUAAGGGGAAGGGGCGGUGCCAGGCAUAUCGCGC